AUGACACCUAAUCGAUCACCAACAACACUUCUUUCAACUGAAAUUUUUUGUGGCAAUGGUGCUGAAAUUCAUGAAACAAAUAAAUUGAAUCAACCACCAGAAAGGGAUCCACCGACGGAAGCGCGAUCUUUGGCUCAAAAAAAACGUCGUCAAAGAGAACAAGAUUUAAAGGAACAUGAAUUAAAGAAACAACCUCCUAAAAGGGAGCCGUCCAUGGCACGAUCCUUGGCUCAGAAAAAACGUCAACAAAGAGAACAUGAACUAAAAAAUAUGCAGAUUCAACAAACACAUUGUGGAAGGGAACAACAAUUAAAGUAUAAACAAAUUCAACAAAAUAAUAUUCUUCUACAGCCAGGUGUUCAGAGACAACGCCAACAAGUAGAUAACAAAGCACAAUGCUUAGAGCAAAAAACAAGUAACGAGAUGGAAAAACAGGAAAAGCUACGUCAGCAAGGUCAAGAACAAUUAACAAAAGAAGCUAAAGAGUUAUGUGAUGAUGCUGCUGAACAAAGAAGCAUUCAAGAGGAACGCAAUCAAUUUGUGCUUCAAAGAACUCAUGAAAGAAAGAAAUUGUCACAACAAGAACGUCGUAGACGAGAAUUGGAUCAACCACCAAAAAAGGAGCCAUUAACGGUAUAUGAAUCGAUCAAUAGCAGAGCAAAUAAAUACUCAAAGUGUAUGUGA
Molecule: messenger RNA, 684 nt
Organism: Papaver somniferum (opium poppy)
Lineage: Eukaryota; Viridiplantae; Streptophyta; Magnoliopsida; Ranunculales; Papaveraceae
Product: nuclear transcription factor Y subunit beta-like
Exons: 5
Coding region: 1-684 (227 amino acids)
Source: RefSeq, a predicted model, not a curated record